UCCCAAACUCUCCACUGCCAUUCCCGACGCGUCGCCUCUCUGCUCCAUCUCAGUACCUCAACGAUGUCCGGCGUCCGCCUACGCCGCCGCCGCCGCCGCUCCUCCCUCACCUCCACCUAGCUCCUGCCCACCCUGCCUUCUCCUCCGCUUCCGCGGCUCCACUUCCUCCACGAAUCGGCCUCCUCCACUCGACCACGAUGUCCCGCCUCCACCUCCUCCUCCUCCGUCGCAGCUCCUUCUCCACCUCCACCUUGCCGGACUCACGCUCCUGGUGUCCCGGCGCCGCCUUUGACGCGGCCACGGAGCGCGUCCGCGCCGGGACGCUCAGCCCGGAAGAAGCACAUAACCUGCUCGACGAAUUGCUGCGGCACGCCACCCCCGUCCCCGAGUGCUCCCUGCGCGACUUCCUUGUUUCGCUCGCCCGUGCUCCGGACCACGACAACCGCAGAAGCGGCCCCGCCCUCGCCAUAGCUCUCUUCAACCGCGUGUGCCGAGAAGAUGCCGGCGCACGGCUGGCGCAGCCCACAGUCUGCACUUACAACAUCAUCAUGGACUGCUGCUGCCGCGCACGUCGGCCCGACCUAGGCCUUGCCUUGUUCGGCCGUCUCCUCAGAACAGGCCUCAAGACAAACCAGAUCACCGCCAACACCUUCCUCAAGUGCCUCUGCUCCGCAAAACGGACAGAUGAGGCCGUGGACCUACUGCUUCAUAGGAUGUCCGAGCUUGGCUCCGUGUGCGAUGCCUUCUCAUAUUCCAUUGUUCUGAAGAGCUUAUGCGACAAUAGCAUGAGCCUGCGGGCGCUCGACCUGCUCCACACAGUGGCCAAGGGAGGUACCCGUUCGCUCAAUGUGGUGGUGUAUAACACAGUCAUCAGCGGCCUCUUUAAGGAAGGCCUAGUAAGCAAGGCAUGCAAGCUAUUCCAUGAAAUGAUGCAGCAAGGGUUUGCGCCUGAUGUGAUGGCAUACAACUCAGUUAUUCAUGCAUUGUGCAAGGCCAGAGCAAUGGACAAGGCGGAGCUAGUCAUUCGCCAGAUGGUUCACAAUGGUGUUCAACCGAAUAAUGUGACGUACAAUUGCAUGAUCCAUGGGUACUUCACAUCAGGGCAGUGGAAAGAGGCAGCUAAAAUGUUCAAACAAAUGACAAAGCGAGGUCUGAUACCAGAUAUCUUUACUUGCAACUCGUUCAUGACUUCCCUUUGCAAACAUGGAAAAAGCAAAGAAGCUGCAGAAAUUUUUGAUUCCAUGACAACCAAGGGACACAAACCGGAUAUCAUCUCGUACACUAUUUUGCUUCAUGGAUAUGCCAGUGAAGGGAGCUUUGUUGAUAUGAUGGGACACAAACCCUGGUCGCCCUCCGACCCGUCCCUCGACCCGGCCCGCGUCGCCCGCCUCCUCGCCCGCGUCCGCGCCGCCAUCUCCCGCGUCGAGGCCUCCCGCCUCUACCGCCGCUUCCUCCUCCCGAACACCCCGCUCCGCCGCCGGCUCGCCCAGCUCGCGCCCGCCCGCCUCUCCCUCCUCGGCGUCGGCAGCUUCGAGUCCUCCCCCGCCGCGCGCCUCCAGCUCGCGCUCGCCGCCCUCCUCCGCCGCGACCUCCUCCCGGGGUCCGCCACGGCCGACCUCUUCGACCCCGUCCUCUCCGCCGUCGAGUGCGCCGCCGCCGCGGCCCUCGGCUUCGCCGUCCCGAGCCUCGACGACGGCGGCCGCUGCCGCGUGGCGGAGCCCACGCUCUUCUACAUGCCCCACUGCGAGGCCUCGCUCUACGACGCGCUCCUCGACGCCAACUGGGCCCAGCUCCGCCGCGUCUGCGUGCUCGGCAACAGCUUCCGGCGCUACGCCCUCCAGGCGGAGGAGAACCGCUCGGGCCCCGCCGCCAAGGCCAAGCUCGUGCUCCAGGCGGAGCAGCUCGCGUGGGAGGAGCGCGUCGACGAGGCCGGGGAUGUGGAUGAGGGCGACGGGUUCGCACGUGCGUUCAACGAGACGAGCUGGCAUUUCUUCGAGGUGGACGACCAUGUCGACCAGAGGAAGGAGAUAAGUCCCGAAGCUUUGUCUUUCCAGAAAUUGUCACUGUGAUUCUGUGAAUUGUAUUGUACCUGAUUGCACAAGCAUUCAGAGAUUCAGAGCUGAACAUCUUAGCAAAGUUUAACCCUGUAAUUCAGUGAGCUGUAUUACUCGAUUGGAGAUGCAUUCAAAGAUUCAGAGUUGGACACUUACAAAAAUGUAUCACUGUAAUUCAUGAAUUGUACAACUUAAUUGGAGAUGCAUUCUAAGAUUUAGCACUGUAAUUCAGUGAAUUGUAUUACUC
Messenger RNA from Lolium perenne, 2301 nucleotides. RefSeq lists its product as uncharacterized. Gene Ontology annotation, molecular function: protein binding. NCBI's taxonomy places the organism in Eukaryota, Viridiplantae, Streptophyta, Magnoliopsida, Poales, Poaceae. The record is from RefSeq and is a predicted model, not a curated record.